Messenger RNA from Amphibalanus amphitrite, 2438 nucleotides. Its product is annotated as midnolin homolog. The transcript has 7 exons. Gene Ontology annotation, molecular function: protein binding. Gene Ontology annotation, cellular component: nucleus. NCBI's taxonomy places the organism in Eukaryota, Metazoa, Arthropoda, Thecostraca, Balanomorpha, Balanidae. The record is from RefSeq and is a predicted model, not a curated record. The coding region runs from base 32 to 1687 and encodes 551 amino acids.
GCGGCCGACUGCUUCCGAUCUCGGCCGACAGAUGCCACUGGUGUCGGGUCCGUCAGCGCGCGGCCCCUUCCCACCGCGGCUCGGCUCGGCGGCUGGCAGCGGCGGCGGCCGGCGGGCGCAGUGCGGCGGCGGCGCUCGGAGAGGUGCGUCGCACGCCGCUCUCAGCUCUAUCGGUGUCGGCGUGGCGCGCAGAGCCGACAUGGCCGACGAGCCGGGUCUGUGCAGAGAGGAGGCGCCCGCGGCCGGCAGCGGCGGCGAGCCGGCCGUGUGCGCGUGCGGCCGGCCCACCGAGCGCAUCUCGGUCACCGUCAAGCCGACCACCGGCGGACAGUUUGCUGUGUCGGCCGCCAGCGACGACUCGGUCGACUAUCUCAAGCUGCUCGUCUCACAGAAGCUGAAGGUGCCCAAGGAGCGCAUCUGUCUGCUCUACAGAAACAGGCCGCUACGUGAUGGCACCCUGGAGGCUAACCAGGUGGUGCACGGCUGUCAGCUCAUCCUGCUGCCUUCCGUCGAGAGCGGACUGAUGAGUCAUCGGCCGGAACAGAGUGUAAUGCAGGCGCUGGAAAACCUCAGUCCCAGCCAGGUGACCGAGUUUCUGUCGGGCAAGGCGCCGCUGAACCUGACGGUGCGGCUCGGCGAGCACAUGAUGCUGAUCCAGCUGCAGCUCUCCCCAGCCCAGGUCGCCGCUCGGCGGAACCUGCGGCCGGCCGCGGCGGCGGCGGGGGCGGCCAGCGCAGCCUCCGGCGCCGCUGCCGCCGCCGCCGGACGGCCGCCCUCCGCCGGCACCCCGGCCGCCUCCCCCGCCGCGCCGGCCGCCACGCCCGCGCCGGCCGCGGCUGCAGCGCAGGCGGCGGCGGCGGCGCGGACGGCGCUGCCCGCCCAGCCGGAGCCGGCGGCGGCGCCGUCAGCGGAGCGCCGCCAGCGCCGGUGUCCGCACCAGCGGCCGCGCGGCCACGAGGAGAGCUCGGCGGGUCUGCGCAGCCAGCUGGACACCCGGGCGCUGACCGAGGCCAGCAGAAACCUGACGCGCACCCUCAAACAGCUCUCCUCGGAGGUGCUGACCGGUGGCACCGACCCCAAGGACCAGGAGGGUCCGUCCGUGCUGCUGUCCUCCCCGUCGGCGUCUGCUGGCUCCGCCUCUGGCAGCGCCCCCCUGCGGCCACACCCGGGCGCCAUCAUUGAGAGCAUGCACCACCACGGCAAGGGCGUCUACAGCGGCACUUUCUCAGGUACCCUGAAUCCCUCUCUACAGGACCGGAUGGGCCGACCGAAGCGAGACAUCAGCACCAUCAUCCACAUCCUGAACGACCUGCUGUGUGCCUCGCCCCAGUACCGCGCUGAGGAGGCGGGCGCCGCGUCCCCGGCCAAGCCGACGCCCGGCGCCCCGGCCGGCGCGCCCGCCGAGCCCGCCCAGCCACCUGCUGAGCCGGCGGCGCUCGACGAGAACCAGGCCACGCGCGGCAAGGUGGAGCGUCUGAAACUGGUGCUGGAGGAGCGCCGGCAGCGGCGGCGGCAGCGGCGCUCGCAGCGCAGCGCGCCCUACACCACCAGCUGGUCGGCCACCUCGUCUCGGCCGGAGCCGGCCGGCGGCGCCGCCCACGCCGCGGCCGACGCCGCCGACGCCGAGAUGCCCGAGGUGACGCCGGCGCCGGCGCUGGUGGCCUGCGGGGGGCAGAGCGCGCUCUGAGAGCGCCGUGACAGUCGGCCGGGUCACGUGCGUGUGACGCCGUCCGCGAACUGAGUGUAACGGCCCAGAGACGCUGUUGGUUUGGGCAGAGACGCCGUCCGACGGAACGGCCGGUGGGCGACCGUGGCGCCAUCUUUAUAGUGUGGUAAGCGGACCGAGCGCUGCCUGACGGGCGGCAUGUGAAACUGAGCGGACCCACCGAGUGGCGAGCGGCCGGCCCGAGUCGCGCGGCCGCCGACGCCAGACAAAGCGAGUGUGAGUGGCAGUGAGUGACAGGCUGAGCGUGAGUGAGAGUGAGGAUGAGUGAGCGAGUAUGAGAGAGCUCUGAACCGCUGCUAAUCGUGCUGUAGCCGCGUGUGAGCGCCGACGUGCGGUCGGCGCUCUGUGUUCCCGCCGGCGGGCGGACAGCCGAGCGGCCUCCCCCGGAUCACGGCGCCGGGAGAAAUGGACUGACCCGUCCGGACGCCGCGCCCGGGCGCUGGGCGAGUCCACUUAACUUUGUGUGUUGUUCGGGGGAAGUAGAGGAUUUUCUUGUGUUGAAUCUGGCGUUCUGUCGCGUGCGCAGGCCAUGAGACCAUGCAAAUGUUUAUGGAGUGUGGUGAGUGAGGGACGUAGCAAUCCGAGCUGUAACUGCUGACAGUGUGGAGUGAGUGGGCGGAGCGCCGCCGGCGGCCGCCGCCGCGCCGCGGCUCCGCCAGCAGUCAGUGUUUUAACCCAGAGCCGUGUAAAUACAGUUAUGUCGAGAGGAGGA